AAGAAGGAUUUGUAGUUGGAAAUUACCACCCAAAAAUCCCCCACUUAACAGGACACCAAACACCGCCUUAAGUCAAAAUCACACGCAACACGAAUCGAACUCCUCCAUCCAUCAAGAACAAGCCAUCUCUCUGACUCUCGAGAAUCUCAAUGGCUACCCCGCAGUUCUUCCUCUCCUCAUCGAAAUACUCAGACAGCCUAACAGUUGUCGGAAUCUCAAUCUGCACUGCAAUUAUCUGCGAAACCAUUUCAUGGAUCCUUAUUUACCGAACAAACUCUUACAAAUCUCUCAAAUCCUCCAUCGACAAAGCCUCUAAAAAACUCGAAACCAUGAAAACCGAUACCGCUAAAAUCACCACCAAGAAAUCCAAAACCAAGAAAAUCGACCGUGUCGAAUCUUCUUUGAAAGAAUCAAGCCGUGACUUGUCCCUUUUCAAAUUCAAAUCUGGGGCUGUCGUUGCUUUAGUUUUGAUCGUUGUUUUUGGGCUUUUGAAUUCGCUCUUUGAAGGUAAAGCUGUUGCCAAAUUGCCCUUUCAGCCUAUCACUCUUGUUAUGAAGAUGAGUCAUAGAGGGUUACCUGGGACUGAUUCCACCGACUGCUCCAUGGCUUUCUUGUAUUUCUUGUGUUCCAUCAGUAUUCGUACUAAUUUGCAGAAGUUUCUUGGGUUUUCUCCGCCUCGUGGUUCUGCUCCUGGUGCUGGUUUUCUCCCCCUUCCUGAUCCCAAGACCAAUUGAUUCAUCCAUCUUCGGGUUUGUUUUUGUUUAAUUUGAUGGAUUUUUAGUUUUUUUUUUCGAUUUAGAUUAUGAAUUCUACGAUUCUCUUCGAAUGAGAAGUUAUUAUUGUUGUUGUUGGAUAAUAAUUUGAUAAUGGGUUCUUAGAACUUGACUGAAAUUAUGAUCUAUCGCCGUUUAAUUAUGGUUGGAUUGAAGUCAACCGUUGAUUAUUAGUCUAAUAAAUUAGAUUUAUCUGCUCA
Populus nigra (black poplar) is the source of this 973-nucleotide messenger RNA. RefSeq lists its product as uncharacterized. The transcript has a single exon. The record is from RefSeq and is a predicted model, not a curated record. Gene Ontology annotation, cellular component: endoplasmic reticulum membrane; cytoplasm. Lineage: Eukaryota; Viridiplantae; Streptophyta; Magnoliopsida; Malpighiales; Salicaceae. Gene Ontology annotation, biological process: endoplasmic reticulum calcium ion homeostasis. Gene Ontology annotation, molecular function: calcium channel activity. Bases 150 to 734 code for a protein of 194 amino acids.